Molecule: messenger RNA, 378 nt
Organism: Styela clava
Lineage: Eukaryota; Metazoa; Chordata; Ascidiacea; Stolidobranchia; Styelidae
Source: RefSeq, a predicted model, not a curated record
AUGAAAAAGAAGCCACACGUGGCUGUAACAUAUGCCAUUGAAACAAUGGAACUUCCAAUAACAGUAGAUGAAUGGCUUGGUUUAUUGAAAGCUGACAUGUCAACGGUAUUUCCAAGUGAAAAACUAUUACCAGGAUCUGGGACUGAUGGUUUCUCACUAAAAUCAACCGAUCAUAAAGAUUUCUUUUCAUUAUUUGAACAUAUAACAUUUUGUGGUGAUGUCUCGGAUGUAAAGUAUCGGGAACCUCACCCUGAUGUCUACAUUAUUAGUAUAGUGACAUCAGAUUUCAACCCAGCCACCAAGCCAUUGGUGCUAAAAUCUCUUUGUGAUUUAGAUCUGGGCAUAUUUGGGUUUCCUUCCUUACCAAAUUCUAUUUAA